Molecule: messenger RNA, 1469 nt
Organism: Coffea eugenioides
Lineage: Eukaryota; Viridiplantae; Streptophyta; Magnoliopsida; Gentianales; Rubiaceae
Exons: 10
Coding region: 91-1047 (318 amino acids)
Source: RefSeq, a predicted model, not a curated record
UUUCAAGAAACAGCUGCUGCUUCUUCAGAGGACCAAGCCAACAAUGAGCUUUGAUUUCCACUAAUCACAGCAAAAUUCUACCUCCUAAAAAUGAACCCUGCCAUUUCUCUUCCUCUGAGAUUAAGCUACUCCAAUCUUUAUUCUCCAAAACGACGACGCCCCACCUUCUUAGUCCCAGCAAUUCUGUCUGUUCUCAGGACUUCCCAGCAUGUGAGUGAAUUUGCAGGAGAUGAAGUAUUAGAAGCCUUCAUAAAAGAAAGAGAAUUCAGUGGAGACUUUAUAGCAAAAGUUUCUGACAGAAUUUGGCUCAAAGAAGCUAUUGAUUCCCUUAAUACUAAUGCUCAAAAGACAAUUGCAGCUGAUUUUUCUGAUAACACUCCUCAAUUACCAGAACAGGAAGUACUUGACGAAAACGAGGGUGGUGGAUUUUUAAAACUAAAAAGAACUAAUGAAUGGGUAUUGGGAGACACCCUCAUUGCACCAGUCAAUAAGAAGAUGAGUAUUAAGGAGCUACAAAAUGAUAGUGAGAAGAGGAGAAAGCUCAAUUUACUCAGAUAUGAAGCUCUGAAAAGGGAACUGCUUCUGCUGACGGCGGGGAUUGGAACUGCAUGCGGAGGAUAUUGCCUAGUAGUGUUGUCUGUUGAGGCUGCUUUGAGCUAUGGUACUGGGGUGCUUUUCAGUUGCUUGUACCUUCAACUCCUGUGCCAACAUGUGGACAACCUCUCGAAGGAAAAAGUUCCAGACAUCUUUAUGCAAAAGAAAUCAAAGAAGAUUGGAAUAAGGUCUGAGGAUCUGCAAGAUCUAUUUGAAAGAUCUAUAAAGGGUACUGGCCUUGCUCUUUCAUCUCCAAGGCUUGUAAUUCCUGCUGCAAUAUAUGGCUUGUGGGAAUUGUCGCAGCAUUUUGCCCAUGAUUUGCUUGAUUUCCAGCUUGUACCAGCAAUGCUUGGAAUAUUUGCAUAUAAAGCCGCUGCUCUGGUGCAAGUCUACAGGGACAAUGAAGACCUCCAAUUUAUAUUUCCUGAGAAUGAAGAAAGAUCAGGCAACUGAACCUCUGGAAUUUCCAAUUCAAUGCCUUUGAUGUUACUGGUGUUACAGAGCAGGUUGGUGUGCUGAAAGGUUUCACGCACGCGUAGAAACUCCACUAAUCUAACUGUGGCCCAAAAGAUAUGAAGAAUCCUGCAAUCAAGGUUGAGCUCAAUCCAGCCACGAGUAAGAUUUGUAUGAUGGGAAAAUGAAGCUUCCUUUUUCUUUUUUGGGAGGGGGGGAGGGGGUGCAUCCUUGGAUGUUCAUGGUGAUAUGUUAACAAUGGCAAUCAAGGAAGCUUGGUUGCCAUAUAGAUAAGAUUACCUUCUUUUAGAUUAUUGAAAGUUUAGCUGUAUAUAGCUAAAUCAGUAAUCACUAUUAUGUCCCUACUUCAAUGGCUUUGUGCCUAUUAAUAUACUCGUCCAAGCUUCAUCUUUCCAGUUCUA